AUGCCACCAAGGGUAGACAGUGUAGCCCUGCUCAAAUGCACCAUGCAGAUGAUCAGGGAAGCUCACACUGAUUGGAAUGAAGACCAAAUCUUGGAGUGCACCUUCUCCAUAAUGAACCUUCAACCUAAUACCAGCCAAGCAGAAAAGAUCCCCAAGUUGGUACUCAGCAUCAUCUCGCAAAUUGUCAAACUCAAUGAGAACAACUGGGCCAUCUGGGAGCCCAUGUUCAUGGACUGCAUCCACCCAAUCAAGAAUGCCAAAUGUAUCCUCACCAGAGAGAUCCCUAGUGGCCACACCAACUAUGAUGAAGAACUAGACAGCCAUUUGCUGGGUCUCAUCCUGUCCUCCUGUGACCACAGACCCACUAGCCAUAUUGACACUUACACAGUGUGGGAGCAAGAUGAGGAAGAACAGCUCAGCUCUACACUGUACAAAAGGCUCAAGGCUGCACUCACAAUCAAUGACAAGGUCAAACUCUCUGCCAUUCAUGAUUGUGUACAUGAGAUCAAGCUGGUCCAUUGCAACAUCAUCAACCUUGGUAAGGAACUUGACCAAAUCUGGAACAAUGCUGCCAGGCUUGGCAGCUGCAUGGACAAGAAGCUCAAGAAGCUCAAGAAGUCCACCCUGUACCAUUGUGUCAAAGACAACUGGCUCUACACCCAGACAGUAGACUCCCUUAAAGCCACCCAACCUGGUUGUAGCUAUGAAUAUGCCUAUCACAUGCUUGCCAAGAAGCAUCAGGAAGCCAAACUUUCAGGCUGCAUCUGUGCUGCAGCCAGAGUUGCUGGCAACAAGAAUACAACAGGCCAAGCCAAUGGGCCUGGGCAGAUACUCAACCAAGAGGGCUACAACAGGGGUAGACAUGACCCUGUGAACCCCAAUGAGCCAGCAAAGUGUUACAAGUGUAGGCAACCAGGCCACAUUGCAAUUAACUGCACUAGCAAUCAGGAGCAGACCCCCACCCAGCAGGAAUAG
Molecule: messenger RNA, 975 nt
Organism: Ustilago hordei
Lineage: Eukaryota; Fungi; Basidiomycota; Ustilaginomycetes; Ustilaginales; Ustilaginaceae
Exons: 1
Coding region: 1-975 (324 amino acids)
Molecular function (GO): nucleic acid binding; zinc ion binding
Source: RefSeq, a predicted model, not a curated record